Messenger RNA from Truncatella angustata, 715 nucleotides. RefSeq lists its product as uncharacterized. The coding region runs from base 1 to 639 and encodes 212 amino acids. The transcript has a single exon. The record is from RefSeq and is a predicted model, not a curated record. NCBI's taxonomy places the organism in Eukaryota, Fungi, Ascomycota, Sordariomycetes, Amphisphaeriales, Sporocadaceae.
AUGCAGAUGUCCACUCUAGCUGCUGUUCUAAUAGGCCAAGUCCUAGCUGAUGUCUGGGCUGGCCGAACACGAUCUCAAUGGGCUAGACUACAGCCUCUUCGGGGCCAGGAGGACCCGGGUAUUGAAUCUCCGAGCUCUGACGAUAAAACUGAAGACACCAACAUCGAAACGGACGUGCAAAGUAAAAGAGAAUAUUUUAAAGACAAUGCAGUUGAGGAGAAUCCUCGUGUGAACGAACGCGCCCGAGUGAAUCGAAAAGACAGCAAGAUUACUGUAAAGAAACUCAACGAUAAGUCACAGUACUCUCGGAAAUUGCAAAGGCCUAGAAGACGAGUCAAUAUUGCUAAAAGAAAGAAGCUUCCGUGUGGAUCUGUCACUCCUUCCAGAACCCAGAACAAGUCCUACCAGCAAGUAAUAUCACAACCGCAACGACUCAUUCUUUCCAAGCUGGACACGUACUCAGCUCUCUACAACUCCAAAAUCUAUCACACUCGCUCCGGCCGUCCAAGUGCGCCGACGUGGAAGGUUCUGGAUAACUAUAAUACUGAAAGGUUAUUGAGGCUCUCAAAGCAUCACCACGAGAAGAGAUCCAGACAAAGGGCACAGGAUCCCGAAGCGGAGAGAUUCUCAUAUGACUAGUUCGAGGGAUUUAGGAAGCGCUUAUUAUGGGACAAGCAAACAUUACAAAAAUCCAAGAGCCUAGAAUGAGUUAGAG